UAAAAAUUCAGCUAAAAUCAAUUUUAAAAAUUAGUAGAACUUCACUAUAUGAUACCUUCAGAAUUAGAAUACAUAAAGUAAGUGUUCUAAUAGAAGCCCUGGGCGUUCAUUUCUCAAUAGGUAUCAUUGAGUGGGCUUUAACCAAGACCAAGACUUCACCCCCUAUACUAAGAUCAAGACCGAAAAACCCCAAAAGUCUUGGAAUUAAGACUCAAGACCAACUGUCUCAGACGUCUCUAUGGCAUGGGCUUCUGCUGUAGUCGUGUUUCCAUCAGAACAUUUACGUGUAUUUUAAAAUAUGUUGGGUCACUGGCAGUGGGAGCUGUCCAAUUACGGUGUAAUUAAAUAUUCACAGGAUUAAGAUUCAACUUUCAUUUAAGACUCACCUCAUUAUUAGGCUCGAAUUUUUAUAUUUUUUCUAUUCUUUCCUAAACUUCCAAGGCGAAGCAUGAAUCCGAUGUUAUUUUCAAAUUAAAUCAACUGGUUAAAUGGCUCUAUAUUCCCACUUUCCUACCUAUUCUGAGGAAUUCCUUACCUAAAAAUCCGACAAAAGUAUUUUAAUUUUUAAGAAAAUUUUCUUUGAGAUCUAAAGGUGUAUUAGAGAGAUCCGACUGAUUAUCAGAUAAAUGAAUUUAUAUUUAAAUAUAAUAUUAAUUAUUUUAUUAUUUAUUCCAUUAAAAGUAUUUUGUAAAAAUAACAACAAAAUUCAAAAGGAAAAUAAGAAUCUUGUUUCUGUACAAACUCUGACAGGCAAAAUUAUUGGAAAAGUGGAAAAAAUUGAAAUUGAAUCGGGGCAAAUAAUGAACGUGGAUAUUUUCUUUGGGAUUCCUUAUGCUCGGCCUCCUGUUGGGGAUUUACGUUUUGAGAAAACAGUCCCCUUCAUUCAAAACGAAACACAAACAAUUUAUGCACUUGAACAACCAAAAGUUUGUGUUCAACACCACAGAUUGGAUAAUUGGACAUGGGAUUGGUAUCAAUAUAGCGAAGAUUGUCUUUAUUUAAAUUUAUUUUCUCCUCACGGAAUUGAAGUUUUUGUUUAA
Molecule: messenger RNA, 1040 nt
Organism: Meloidogyne enterolobii
Lineage: Eukaryota; Metazoa; Nematoda; Chromadorea; Rhabditida; Meloidogynidae
Source: the annotation of a GenBank genome assembly